Messenger RNA from Orussus abietinus, 411 nucleotides. Its product is annotated as circumsporozoite protein. The record is from RefSeq and is a predicted model, not a curated record. The coding region runs from base 1 to 411 and encodes 136 amino acids. The transcript has 2 exons. NCBI's taxonomy places the organism in Eukaryota, Metazoa, Arthropoda, Insecta, Hymenoptera, Orussidae.
AUGGGCCUAGUGGGUCUGGAGGACCCAGCGCCGGACGCAACACCGGAUGGGAGCAGGACCAGACCCAAGACCAGACCCAACACUGGACCCAACACCGGACCCAAGACUAGACCCAAGACCAGACCCAACACAAAACCUAACAUCAUACCUGACACCAAACCCAAGACCAGACCCAACACCGGACCCAACACUGGACCCAACACCGGACCCAAGACCAGACCCAAGACCAGACCCAAGACCAGACCCAACACAAAACCCAACAUCACACCCAACAUCAUACCCAACACCAAACCCAACAUCACACCCAUAACCAAACCCAACAUCAUACUCAACACCAAACCCAACAUCACACCCAACACCAAACCCAACAUCACACCCAACACCGGACGUCGCAUGGUGGAGGGAAUCUAG